AUGAUGAAUGAAAAGAAAUUCAAGACAGCUAAAUACAUUUCAGCUCUGGAUCAUGUACAGCAGUUCCCUGUAGGAACCUUGCAUGCAGAUGGUGGUAAAUUGUUUUGUUCAUCAUGCAAUGUGACUCUGGGUGUGUCAAGGAAAAACAGCAUUGAUCAGCAUUUAGCAUCUGAAUCACAAAUAAAGCAAAAAGCUGCUGAAGAGGCUGAAGGUCAGAGCAAGAAACAAGUGACUAUGUCCUUGAUCUUUCAAAGAACCAGUGAAAGCAGUGUGACAAGAAGAGAGGCUACAUUUGCACUAGUGGAGGCAUUCAUGGACACCAACACUCCUCCGGCGGAAAUUGGUUACCCUAAAUGA
Messenger RNA from Gavialis gangeticus (Gharial), 357 nucleotides. Its product is annotated as CGG triplet repeat-binding protein 1-like. The record is from RefSeq and is a predicted model, not a curated record. The transcript has a single exon. Bases 1 to 357 code for a protein of 118 amino acids. Gene Ontology annotation, biological process: regulation of transcription by RNA polymerase II. NCBI's taxonomy places the organism in Eukaryota, Metazoa, Chordata, Crocodylia, Gavialidae. Gene Ontology annotation, molecular function: double-stranded DNA binding. Gene Ontology annotation, cellular component: nucleus.